Messenger RNA from Chrysochloris asiatica (Cape golden mole), 2463 nucleotides. RefSeq names its product zinc finger protein 699-like. Gene Ontology annotation, molecular function: structural molecule activity. NCBI's taxonomy places the organism in Eukaryota, Metazoa, Chordata, Mammalia, Afrosoricida, Chrysochloridae. Gene Ontology annotation, biological process: regulation of DNA-templated transcription. The coding region runs from base 1 to 2421 and encodes 806 amino acids. The transcript has 6 exons. The record is from RefSeq and is a predicted model, not a curated record.
AUGACUUUUGCAAUCCUAAAAAGACCAACCUAUGUGUUGCUGCCAGUAAACAUCUCCCAAGAGUGGUAUGGUGAUGUCGGCUUGCAGCUUGUCAAUGAGUUUAACACGUCGCUUUCUAGAUCAAAGCGAGGACUUGGACUUACAGUAAUGGGUGUAGUGUCUUUCAUCACCUUGCUUGUUUCCCUCACCGCCACCACAGUUGCACUUACUCAAGAGAUUCAGACUGCAGCUAUUGUCAACGAGCUGAUGGACAAUGUUACCUACAACUGGGACCGGCAAGAAAAGAUUGAUCUAGCCAUUGAACAUCACUUGAAUGGACUGUAUGACACUGUUAACUUAAUUGGGAAUACUUUGGAGCAGGUCAUGAUUUGGCAACGCCUUGUGUGCCAUGCUGAUUAUCGCUCCAUUUGUGUGACUAAGCAUGUGUGGGACAUUAAGGAAGAAAGAACAGCUGCUGAGUUACUGAAAACUAUGACACAGGACUUGGUGGUCUUUGAGGAUGUGGCUGUGAUGUUUACUCAAGAAGAGUGGGCUUUGUUGGAUCUUGCUCAGAGGAACCUCUACAAAGAUGUGAUGCUGGAAAAUUUCCAUAACCUCGCUUCAGUAGGGUAUCCACUGUCCAUACCUCAUCUGAUCCUCCAUUGGGAACAAGAGGAGGACCUGAAGACAAUGGAGAAGCGAUUUAUUCAGGUCACCGGUACUGGGGAGCAUCAGGAAGGCAAGCAUUUUUUGGAGAAAUUGUCCUGGUUGGAGAACAAGAAACUAAAUCAAGCCAGUUGCUCCAAGACUCAACUUAAAAGCAGUGAAUCAGUUGUUCAGAGAGGUAUUUUACAUGAAAAAAUAUCCAUUGAACAGAAAAUAGUACGAUUUAAAAGGAAUGAUUCCAGGUCCUCUGAUUUACAUGAAAAUCGAGAAUGCCAUGAUAUUGAUGAUCAGAACAGUGACCAUGAGAGGCAUUUGAGAAGUCAUGUGGUGAAGAGCAUCCAUGAAUGUACUGAAGGACAUCAAUGUGGACAAGCCUUCAGCCGGAUGCCAAAUCUUGAUGUGGUCAAGAGCACUACUGGAGUCAAACCCUAUGAACACCAUGAGUAUGGACAGGUCUUUAUGGAUCAUUCAUCCCUUAAGAGUCACACUAGGUCUCUCACUGUAAGCAAACCCUAUCAGUGUAAGGAAUGUGGAAAAGCCUUCCACUUUCUUGCGUCUUUUAGAAAGCAUGUGAAAACUCUCAUUGAAAAUAGCCCCUAUGAAUGUAAGGAAUGCACCAAAGCCUUCAAUUGUUCCUCAUCCUUUAGGACACAUGUGAAGAGUCAUUCUGCAAAGAAAACAUAUGACUGUAAGGAAUGUGGGAAGGCCUUUAGUUGUUCCUCAUCCCUGAAAGAACAUAAAAGAAUUCAUAGUGGAGAUAAACCGUAUGAAUGUAAGGAAUGUGGGAAGGCCUUUAGUUGUUCCUCUUCCCUUUCAAAACACAAAAGAAUUCAUAGUGGAGAUAAGCCAUAUGAAUGUAAGGAAUGUGGGAAAGCCUUUAGUUCUUCCUCCCAUCUUAUAAUACAUACACGAAUUCAUACUGGAGAGAAGCCUUAUGAAUGUAAGGAGUGUGGGAAGGCCUUCAGUGAGUCCUCAAAACUCACUGUACAUGUGAGAACACAUACUGGAGAAAAACCUUACAAAUGUAAGGAAUGUGGGAAAGCUUUUAAUUGUCCCUCCUCCUUGAGCAUCCAUAUGAGAAAGCACACGGGAGAAAAACCCUAUGAAUGUCUGGAAUGUGGAAAAGCCUUUUAUCUGCCGACUUCCCUUAAUACACAUGUGAAAAAUCAAAGUAGAGAGAAACCUUAUGAAUGUAAGGAAUGUGGUAAAGCCUUUAGUUGCCCCUCAUCAUUUCGAGCACACAUGAAAGAACAUACUGGAAAGUUACAGUAUGAAUGCAAGGAAUGUGGAAAAGUUUUCAGUCGAUCCUCAUCCCUCACUGAACACUUAAGAAUACACAGUGGUGAGAAACCGUAUGAAUGUAAGGAAUGUGGGAAAGCCUUUAUUAGUUCUUCCCACCUAACAGUGCAUGUAAGGACUCAUACUGGAGAGAAACCCUAUGAAUGUAAGAAAUGCGGGAAAGGCUUUAUUUACCCCUCAGCUCUUAGGAUUCACAUGAGAACACACACUGGGGAGAAACCCUAUGAGUGUAAGGAAUGUGGAAAAGCCUUUCGCCACUCUUCAUACCUUACUGUCCACGCAAGAAUGCACACUGGAGAGAAACCGUUUGACUGUAUCGAAUGUGGGAAAGCUUUCAGUUGUCCUUCAUCCUUUCGAAGACACGUAAGAAGCCACACAGGAGAGAAACCAUAUGAAUGUAAAGACUGUGGAAAAGCCUUUGUUUGCCCUGCUUACUUUCGAAGACAUGUGAAAACUCACACUAGAGAAGCCACCUGACAGUAAGGAAUAUGGGAAUGUCUCUAAGAGUUGAAGAGUCCU